Messenger RNA from Siniperca chuatsi (mandarin fish), 4875 nucleotides. RefSeq names its product cadherin 4, type 1, R-cadherin (retinal) (gene cdh4). Gene Ontology annotation, biological process: multicellular organism development; cell-cell junction assembly; calcium-dependent cell-cell adhesion. Gene Ontology annotation, cellular component: adherens junction; catenin complex; plasma membrane. Bases 234 to 3203 code for a protein of 989 amino acids. Gene Ontology annotation, molecular function: cadherin binding; calcium ion binding. The transcript has 17 exons. Lineage: Eukaryota; Metazoa; Chordata; Actinopteri; Centrarchiformes; Sinipercidae. The record is from RefSeq and is a predicted model, not a curated record.
GAACACAAGAAAAGACUCGGAUGGUUGGUUGUCACUCUCUGCACUAGACCCGGCUUUGCCCCAUCUGAAGUGAAAAUAUGAAUCUAAAUAACCUGGAAAAUGCUUUUUUCUACUAAUAGAUCGCAGAAGUGUACGGGGAAUCAUCACAGGGAGUCAUUUGAAGCGCAGAGAGUGCACACUGCUUUGCCUGGUCCGCCGUGCGGUAGGAGGGGUUGUAGUGACGCUGUUAUCCAAUGGGCACCGGCUUCCUCUGGACGGAGCGCAGCAUCUCUGUCUCAGCGGCACUUUUGCGCCAGACAAGUAGGGACGGUCUCUCACUCAGCACCCAAGAAGAAGAAACAGGGCUCCGGGAAUUACUGAGGUGUAUUUGGCAAAGAAGACUCAUCUCUUUCCCUUUUUUCCUAACACUCGGUUUUGCAAAGAUGAACGUUGGCUGCGUCAUCCUGGCGUGCACCUUACUUGUGGGCGCAUCCUCGGGGAGUAAGGCAGUCCAGCCCCUCAAACCCCCAUGCAGACCAGGCUUCUCCCAGAACUUCUACACAGUGAUUGUCUCGAGAGACGUACUGCACGGCCAGAGCAUUCUCAAAGAUACCACCCUGUCCAGUGAACGUGUGAAGUUUGAGGAUUGCCAGCGCAGCAGAGAGGUGGGCUUUGUCAGUAACGACCCCAACUUCAGCGUGAGGCCUGAUGGGACGGUUUAUGCUGAGCAGGAUCUGGCAAACCUGUCAGAGCCCGUCCAGUUCAUGGUGACGGCACGGGGGCUUCAUGACCCACACAUCUGGGAGACCACCGUUAAGCUCGCCCUGGCUGGACAUCCUCAUCCUUUAGCCCUGACAAAGGUUGAAGAAAUGCUGUCAAGAGUCUGGGACUCCCAACCCAGAGUUAUCAGGUUUCCUCGAAAACAUCAGAGGAGCUCCUCUGCCAAUGGGCUGAGGCGACAGAAGAGAGACUGGGUCAUCCCACCUAUCAAUGUGCCUGAAAACUCCCGAGGACCCUUCCCUCACAUGCUUGUCAGAAUCCGCUCAGAUCAGGACAAGGACGUCGGCAUCCGCUACAGCAUCACAGGAGCAGGCGCUGAUCAGCCCCCGAAUGGGAUCUACAACAUAGACCCCAUCAGUGGCAACAUGUUUGUCACCCAACCGCUGGACAGAGAGGAGAGAGCAUCCUUCCAUCUGCGAGCCCAUGCAGUAGACAUGAAUGGUAACCAAGUGGAGAAUCCAAUCGAUCUGUACAUCUAUGUGAUCGACAUGAACGACAACAGACCUGAGUUUCAGAACCAGGUGUACAACGGCUCUGUGGCUGAAGGGUCCAAACCAGGCUCGUCUGUGAUGCAGGUGACAGCCACCGACUCAGAUGACUCCACCACAGCUAACGGCAUGGUGCGCUACCGCAUCCUCUCACAGACACCCCACAGCCCCAUCCCCAACAUGUUCACCAUCAACAGCGAGACUGGAGACAUAGUUACAGUGGCAGCCGGCCUGGACAGAGAGAAAGUGUCUCAGUAUACCAUUAUUGUCCAGGCCACUGACAUGGAGGGAAACUUGAAUUUUGGCUUGUCCAACACAGCCACAGCCCUAAUCAGCAUUACCGACAUCAAUGACAAUCCCCCAGAACUGACAGUCAGAACGUUUUCAGGGGAGGUGCCAGAGAACAAGGUGAAUGUGGUGGUGACCAACCUGACUGUGGUAGACAGGGAUCAGCCCCACAGUCCCAACUGGAACGCCGUCUACCGCAUCGUCAGCGGAGACCCCUCUGGACACUUCACCAUCCGCACCAACCCCAUCACCAAUGAGGGCAUGCUGACAGUGGUCAAGCCGGUGGAUUUUGAGAUGAAUCGCGCCUUCAUGCUGACCGUGGUGGUGUCCAACCAGGCCCACCUGGCUAGCGGCAUCCAGUCCUCGCUUCAGUCCACAGCGGGAGUCACCAUUUCAGUUCAGGAUGUGAACGAGCCUCCCGUCUUCCCUGUCAACCCCAAGACAAUCCGCUUUGAGGAGGGUGUGCCAGCAGGGACCACUCUUACCGUGUUCGCUGCACAGGACCCUGACCACUUUAUCCACCAGAUUGUCAGGUACUCCAAGCUGUCAGACCCAGCUAACUGGCUGAAGAUCAACAGGACCAAUGGUCAGAUCACCACCAUGGCCCUGCUGGACCGAGAGUCCAUGUACGUCAGAAACAACGUGUACGAGGCCACAUUCCUGGCAUUCGACAAUGGUAAGUCUGGCUCGCCUCAGGCCAGCGGGACAGGAACCCUCCAGAUCUACCUGAUCGACGUGAACGACAACGCGCCAGUGCUGAUACCCAGGGAGGCCCAGGUGUGCGAACGUGCCCGCCCCAACUCCAGGAUCAACAUCACAGCCUCUGACGCUGACGCCGACCCCAACGUAGGGCCCUUUGUCUUCGAGCUGCCUUCUUUUCCUGCCAGCGUUCGCCGCAACUGGACUAUUUCCAGACUCAGCGGUGACUAUGCUCAGCUGAGGCUAAGGAUUCCUUACCUGGAGGCAGGUGUGUACGGGAUCCCCAUCAUCGUGUCCGAUUCGGGGAACCCUCCUCUGUCCAACCGCUCUGUGAUCAGAGUCAAAGUUUGUCCCUGUGACGAUAACGGGGACUGCAGCGCCACAGGGGCCGUGGCAGCCGCUGGCCUUGGCACCGGGGCCAUCAUCGCUAUACUCAUCUGCAUCAUCAUACUGCUCAGCAUGGUUCUGCUGUUCGUGGUGUGGAUGAAGCGUAGAGAGAAGGAGCGGCAGGCGAAGCCCCUGCUGAUCGAUCCUGAGGACGAUGUCAGAGACAACAUCCUCAAGUAUGAUGAGGAGGGAGGAGGAGAAGAAGACCAGGACUAUGACCUGAGCCAGCUGCAGCAGCCCGAGUCUUUAGACCACAUCAUCAAUAAGCCGGCUGGGGUGCGCAGGGUGGACGAGAGACCUGUGAUUGCUGAGUCGCAGUACCCCGUCAGACCCAGUCUGCCCCACCCUGGAGAUAUUGGAGACUUCAUUAAUGACGGUCUGAGGGCAGCAGACAACGACCCCACAGCUCCUCCCUACGACUCCCUGCUGGUGUUCGACUACGAGGGCAGCGGUUCAACCGCCGGCUCCGUCAGCUCGCUCAACUCCACCAGCUCAGGGGACCAGGACUACGACUACCUCAACGACUGGGGCCCUCGCUUCAAGAAGCUGGCCGACCUCUACGGAGGAGGGGAUGAUGACUGAGAGUGGAGCGGCGGGCUGGGUGGGGCUACGGCAGGGGUCGGGAGAGGCUGGAUCGGUUGGAUGGAGGCUCCUAGAAACCACGUUCAGGGGCCAAGAACAACAUGCAGUCUCCAUGGUAGACAUGUGAGGAACAUGGGCUGCGUUAGUUUGCUCACAGCAACUGAGCCCGCAAAAACAUGAAUUCCGCUGCAACGCAACUGUAUUCUGGCUUUAUAUUUUUUAGUGGCGAGUUUGUAGUGUGAUGUUUUUUUUUUUUUAUUUCCUUUUGCUGUUCUCUCACCACGCUGGACCCAGAGCUCUCUGGCGACAAAUCAAGGCGGUCGUGAGAGACACGAGUAGUGAAUUUGUGAUUGAUUGUUAAACCGACACCAUCUCUUGCUUUAGUCUCACACUGAAGAGAAUGUUUUUGAGAAGACGCUCUCUGACUCUCUUUCACUCUGUCAACUUGAAUUUCCUUAGAACAGAAGCACUGUCAUUUUAUAAAGUGCCUUUUGUGGUGUGUUUUUGUAUCAGACUCCUGCUAUCUCAGGAUCGGUUGCCAUUCGUGCAGUACAGUGGAGGCGCGUUCUCUCGUUGCCCCCCUGCGCUCCUCAAACCAGCCCUGCCUGUCUCUCUCCUCUCCCCUUCACAGUGGUGCAGAUGAACAACCCCAGCAGCCAGUCCCAGGAGGGAAGGACACAACCAGGGCAGACUAUCGGAUAUCAUAACCCAAUGAAUUAUGGCCUAAAAGAAGCCAAUAUGAGUUGUUGUGGGGAAGACAACCCUCUUCUCCAAGGACCUGCUCAGUUUGACUCUCACAAGCAUCACCUGUCAACACGCUGACAGUGUGUGAGACCAUUUUUAUACAUGUGGGGGUUUUCUAAUUUAGUGGAGAAUGCCUGCCUUUCCUCUGUGGACUCAUGAGUUUAGGAGCCUUUAUGUUGAGACGCUUGCCUGCCCUGUAUGGUUUUGUGUUGCUUUCUCCACAGUGUAAAGCUUAUGUAGGCAUGAUCUGAUUAGUCAGACAGUGUAAGAAGGUGGAACUUGAAAUGACAUGGAACAAAGGCAUCUGAGAAAAAAAUUUUGUCGCCUUGAACAUUCCCAUUUUUAUAGGCCAACAAAACUAUUAAAAGGUGCAUGAUUUUUUUUCCAAAAUGUUUUACUUAAAGCACUUGUUACUAUGUGGUGAGAAUGUGAAAAUAGUCAGCAGAAACAAUAUGAAUAUACUCUGUAUAAAGACACUGAGAAAAUAAAAAUACUGUAAGAUACCUAUUUUUGAAGUAUUGAUGACAUAAAAGUUGCUGCUCUUUCUCUAGCUCUUCAUUGGGCUUAGGGGAUUUUUGGCCCGUUCAUUUUUAAUAUGUGGAUAUUUUUGUUUCUUUGUCUUCUGUUGAAGCAUAAUUCCAUUUUUUAAGAUGCCUGCUUAUUAUAUUUUGCUUGUUUUUUUUUCUUUUGAGAUUGUUUUCUAAAAACGCUGUCCUUUUAUAUGUGAAAACACAGCCUUCCCCUUUCACUCUGUAUUGUCUCUGACAGACAUGUUCCUCCUGAUGGCCUCUGGCCUCGGGAGAGAGGAAGGUUCAUUAGCCAUGCCUGCUGAUAGUUGUUCUAUUAUUCAGUGUCCUGGAAUUAUUUUAAUCAUUCAUCUAGAUACUGGAUGUGUGCUUCAGAAAAUAAACAAGACAUGUUUUGAAAA